Messenger RNA from Elephantulus edwardii (Cape elephant shrew), 729 nucleotides. RefSeq lists its product as uncharacterized. The record is from RefSeq and is a predicted model, not a curated record. Bases 1 to 729 code for a protein of 242 amino acids. Gene Ontology annotation, molecular function: microtubule binding. Lineage: Eukaryota; Metazoa; Chordata; Mammalia; Macroscelidea; Macroscelididae. Gene Ontology annotation, biological process: mitotic cell cycle; cell division; chromosome segregation. The transcript has 4 exons. Gene Ontology annotation, cellular component: spindle microtubule; outer kinetochore.
AUGGAGGCGGAGGUCGAUAAACUGGAACUGAUGUUCCAGAAAGCUGACUCUGAUCUGGAUUGCAUUCUAUACAGGCUGGAAUAUGAAAUUAAGAACAAUCAUCCUGAUUCAGCUGGCAAGAAAAAUCCAGUUACACUCUUGAAGGAAUUGUCAGCAAUAAAGUCUCGCUAUCAGACUUUGCAUGCACGCUUUAAACCACUUGCUGAUGAACAGAAAGAGAUGUUAGCUCCAAUCCAUAAAGUUACUAGAAAGAAAAUUGCAUUUGAAUGGGGACCUGAGCAGCAGCAGGCUAUGGCUGAAAUACAGAAAGCAGUCUCACUUUCCUUGCCUCUAGUCCCUUAUGAUCCACAUUUUGAUAUGACUCUCAAGGGAUCUGCUACGUAUGCUUGUGCCGCUGCAGCUUAUGAAAAAAAACCUAGGAAAGCUGCCUGCAGAACAAGCUACUUGGGGAAUGGAGGGAGGCACCCACAAUAUCCAAGAACAAGUAGGACCCAUUGGUCCUACCCUGGAAGCCCCGAAGAGGCUAUGCUGCAGUUUCAGGUUCAAGGGAUGCAGCUAAGCAAAGUGAUUCCUGAACAAACAACUGUAACAUUACCUUUAAAUGCAUAUGCAAGAAUUAUCAAAAGUAUAAUGGAGUGGAUUGUACCUUCAUCCCAUCUUGAAAAAGCAGGAUUACCAGAGAAUAUAACUGUUCAGCUGAGACGGCCUGCUGGUGGUGUACCUGUGUAA